AUGUGGCCGGUACUCGCGUUGGGCUCCGCGCUGGCCUUUUGCUUCGUCAGCGUUUGCGACAAGCGGCUGCUGUCAUUCCACCUGCAUGGCGUCCCGCCCCUAUGCCUGUGGUGCGGGGCCACCGGACUGAUCUACGGGAUGAUCGUGGUCAUCAUCGUGGGUGUGCCGGCCGGCACCGCGUGGCAAGUCGCGGUUGCCCCCGUUGGCGCCGGCCUGUUCAUGGGGUGCUCCGUUGUGCUCCUGUUUCGCGGCCUGCGCCUCAUGGAGGCUUCUCGGGCGGUCGCGAUUUCUCAGACCAAUCCGAUUUUCGUCGCCAUUCUGGCCCUGUGGUUCCUGGACGAGCACAUCUCACUGAUCCAGUGGUGCGGUAUUAGCCUGGUGGUCGGCGGAGCCGUCCUCAUCUCCGUGCGGCUGUUCCAGGAACGACCCUUUACCCGCAUCGACCCUGGCCUGGCUAUCCCCAGCACCACCGUCUUCGACUUGCGCGAUCGUGGCGCGAUUUACGGCCCGGCGCUCCUUUUCGUCAGCGCCUUUUGCGCCGCGUCCAGCUUCGUCGUGACCAAAGCGGCGCUCAACGCCGACCUGCCAGUGUUGACCGUAUUCGGCAUCCAGCAGGCCACUGUGGGCGUGGUCUUCCUGUGCGUUGGGCUGACCGGUGGUCCACGGUUGAUGGGCGCGGUGAAGGAACCCAAGGUCCUGGCGAUGCUCCUGUUCGGCGAAUCGCUGAUGCCGGCUAUCUCGAUCCUUCUUGCCGUCUACGCUUACAGCCUGGGACCUGCCUCCCUGGUGGCAGCGGUGCUCGCGACGCGGCCCCUGUUCGUGUUCAUCGCGACCACCCUGCUGUCCCGUAUGCGCUGGCAGUUCCUCGACGAGUCGCUGAACCCCAGGGUGCUGUCGGUAAAAGCGGCGUCUAUAGUUAUGAUUGUUGGCGGUGUGGGCACACUCAGCGUGGGGUGA
Messenger RNA from Geodia barretti, 957 nucleotides. Lineage: Eukaryota; Metazoa; Porifera; Demospongiae; Tetractinellida; Geodiidae. The record is from the annotation of a GenBank genome assembly.